Triticum turgidum subsp. durum (durum wheat) is the source of this 2397-nucleotide messenger RNA. The record is from the annotation of a GenBank genome assembly. NCBI's taxonomy places the organism in Eukaryota, Viridiplantae, Streptophyta, Magnoliopsida, Poales, Poaceae.
AUGAUGAAAGGCUUAGAUUCAUUCUGCAACAACACAGUCUACCCUUAUGCGUAUAACCUGACUUCCUCCUACGCCAACCAGAAAAAUGAGGGCACCAUGGUGGCCACCUCUGUUCUCAUGUUCAUUCUUGCCGCGCUCUUCUUCAACCUCAACCUCUUCAGCCGCUUCUCCGACGUGAGUGCCAUCCUCAACCCCAGCGUCCGUCUCUUCCUCUCUACCUCGCUUUCCCUCUUCCUCCCAGUCAUGUCCUACCUCUUUUCCGAGACCAAGAACGAAGGUGCCACCAUUGCUACUAAUAGUAGUACCAAUAGCUCCAGUUACGGUCAGCUUGGUGACGAGCUGUCGCUGCGAGCAAGGACCAUCCUGAUGUGGAUGCUUCUUGUGGAGCUCCUCCGCAAGAAGGUGGAGGUGAUCCUGGUGAACGUGGGCAUGCAGGUGUACUCAGGCACCAUCGAUCGCUUUGCCCGCAUCGUUUGGCUGGGCUACCUCGUCUUCUACAACGUCAAAAGCGCAGGCAAGAAGGCAAUCUACGGCACCUUAUGGGUCCUUGCUGCUGCCAAGCUGCUGCAGCGGGUCGUCGUCAACGAGCUGUUCAAGCGUUCCUUCGCCUAUGGCAGGAACGCCCAGCUGCUAAACUCGUACAUGGCCCAGGUCAUGCAACAACAGCAAGGGCAGGCCGGGAAUGUCCAGGAGCUGGGGUCGGAGCUGCUGAAGAUGUGCAAGUACACCGUGAUGGGAGAAGACAACUUGGGGAAGGAAGCAGGUCCCCAUGGCUACCAAGUCGAUCUGAAGAAGACGACUACCGCAGACACCGCCGGCACUGGCUCCACCAUUGUCACGGUUGGUGACAUUUGGAAGCUCGUAGCUAGCGAGGAGGACGGUCUUCUCCAGAAAGACCCAAGACUCAGAAGGCUCUGCCUCUCCUUUGCUCUCUACAAGCUGCUGCGCCGUAGGUUUGAGGACAUCCCCAUCACCAGCGAGGAGACCCACAAUUGUCGGGACCUCAUCUUCCAAGGUUUGUACCAGGAGAAGCUGCCUAAGGAUGAGGAGGAGCAAGACGCGGAGGUUGCACUGCUCCAAGUCUUCAACGACGAGAUCCAAUUCAUCUGCGAGUACUACCACUCCGUUCUACCGGUCGUGUUCUCCAACCCUUUCUUCUUCCUAGCCAACUACAUCUUGUUUCCAAUUGUAGUUUGGGCCUUCUGCUUCUUGACUUUCAUUGCCUGUGGCAAUGGGAACGUGCUCUAUGCCUACCAUAGCAUCACGAGUGACAACUACAUCAUCUAUACCGGUGCACCAACACUGGUCAAAUGCCUCCUGAAAAGCAUCACCCAUUCACCGGAGGUGCUAUUCGCCAGUGUCGACCUAGGCACCACCACUCUGCUUAUACUCACCUUCAUCUACGAGGAAGUCUGGGAGUUCCUCGUCUUCAUCCUAUCCAACUGGCUCAUUGUGUCGCUACUCUGUGAGUACACCGCUAAGCGCCCCUGGCGUGAGAAUAGCAUCGUAAGCGGGCUCAUGCGCCGCAUCCUAUGGGCGCGAAGUAAGCUAAGCCACCCUAACCUCUGCUUCAAGCAAUUCUCCGUGCUAGGGUUCUGCCCACUGUCGUCGCUUUCCUCCUUCACAAUGCCUACCAAGGCAGUGCCCAAGGAAGUAAAGAAGUCCAUCGUGGAAUACGUGGUGGCUCACAUGGAUGACUAUGACAUUGAUGGCCACGCUGACCCUCUCAAUAGUGGUUGGUCAACACUGCAGUUGAACAAGCACAGGGCAUACCAACCCUUGCUCUCGUCGGUUUGUGAGAGCAAGAGCAUCGCCGAGUUCAUCCUCACCUGUCACAUUGCCACUGGCCUCUUGGAGAUGACGUAUCCGCAGAAGGAGAAAGAGAUGGGGCAUCAUCGUAAGGUGGCAACGACACUGUCCAAGUACUGCGCUUACUUGGUGGGCUUUUCCCCAGAGCUGCUCCCUGAAGACAAGGAUGGGACAGAGCAUGCUUACAACGACAUGAAGAAGGAGUUGAAGAAGGAGCUUGGUGGUUGUUGGCGGUACCACUUAUCACUGCGAGGAACCAGGUACAAGAGGCUCACGGAGAUCGGCGAAUCACAGCAACAGGCGGUGACGGUGGUGCAGAAGGGGGGUAAGUUGGGUAAGGCUUUGAUUGAGAAGGCCAAAGAAAAUGACACGGGUGAGUUUGUGUGGGAGCUUCUGGCCGAUCUAUGGACGGAGCUCAUGGUGUACAUUGCACCGUCGGGCGGCGAGUUGCACGUGAAGGCCCACAAGGAGUCACUCGCGCAUGGCGGCGAGUUCAUCACCGUGCUAUGGGCACUGUGCACACAUACUGGCAUAACCAGGCUAGCCCUUGCACCCAGGGAGGCAGCACAUGGUUCAUUUGAACCGUAG